Molecule: messenger RNA, 918 nt
Organism: Strongylus vulgaris
Lineage: Eukaryota; Metazoa; Nematoda; Chromadorea; Rhabditida; Strongylidae
Source: the annotation of a GenBank genome assembly
AUGAGGGUGUACCUGGAUCUAAACUUCACAAGUUUAGAGGCGGUGUAUGAGAACACGACUAAAGGAAGGGACCCGAAACAUUUGAUUGAGGACGUAGUAGAAGAAAACGCUAACGAAUUCGAUCCACACGCUUCGUUCUACGACGGUAACGAAGAGUUCCCCUCAAGGACUGAAGCAAACUGUGCUCCAGGUGACCAAACAGCUCUAGUCCUUGCACCACCCACAAGAUUUCACACGAUGGCUGUAGUUCCAGGAGACUUGAAUAAGAUCUCAAUGAAAAGACGCUCUGAAAAUUACAGAACAACAAAACCAUUUUCUUUUGCUAACAAUUUUUUUCAGCUACCACCUGGUCCCUUGGAUAAUAACGACAAGGUGUUCGACGAUCACAUGUUCAAACUAGGACUAUCGCUUUCCGUGCUAAUCUUCCUAUUUCUCUUAGAAGCCCAUCACUACACUCCUUUGAUGAGUGCUCGACAACUUUACAUAACUUAUCUCUCAACUGCUAUUUGUCUCGACCUCGUCGACAAUAUCUACUUUCUCGACCUCCUUUGGCAAUCGUUCAAAGACGGUUGGAAUCUACCCCUUUGGCUUGAUGUGAUCAUACUGACGGUGGCAUCGGUAAACUUUGUCAUGCCAACUUUUGCCCUACUCAAGCUGCGCUUUGGAAGAUAUCCACGAUUUCUUUAUAUCAGUGACAAAAUCUGGAGUUUAAUCUACGUGUUGAUCGUUAAUCUCCCCUUCCUUGGCCUUCGCAUUUAUCUAUAUGUACUUCUCGAAGUGCAACAGAGCGGAAGGCACUACGACUUCAGCCUAUUCGCAGUCAAGAAUGUGGCGGUAAUCUAUCUAGCAAUGCGAGAACUUUGGACAAGAUUACAGUACUGGAGAAUGAAGCGAAAGGCCACAGGGUCGCGAGGCGAA